Molecule: messenger RNA, 1347 nt
Organism: Chinchilla lanigera (long-tailed chinchilla)
Lineage: Eukaryota; Metazoa; Chordata; Mammalia; Rodentia; Chinchillidae
Gene: Nifk
Product: nucleolar protein interacting with the FHA domain of MKI67
Exons: 6
Coding region: 75-971 (298 amino acids)
Biological process (GO): maturation of LSU-rRNA from tricistronic rRNA transcript (SSU-rRNA, 5.8S rRNA, LSU-rRNA)
Cellular component (GO): nucleolus
Molecular function (GO): RNA binding
Source: RefSeq, a predicted model, not a curated record
CCGCUUCCCAGAAGCCGCAAGCGCUAGGGUUUCCGGGGCCGCCGCGUGGAGUGGCCUGUCAGGGUACUUUCAGCAUGGCGGUGUUUUCUGGCCCCGCUGCGCCAAUUCUGUCUCUGAACCCACAGGAGGAGGCCCAGUUUCAGAAGGAGGUGGCGCAGGUUCGGCAUCGCGUGACCCAGAAAAAAAAGCAAGAAGAACUUAGACCUGGAGUAAUCUUUGUGGGACACCUACCUCCUGUACUUUUUGAAUCCCAAAUCAAAGCAUAUUUCUCCCAGUUUGGCAGUAUUACAAGAUUCAGACUGUCCAGAAGUAAAAGGACAGGAAAUAGCAGAGGGUAUGCCUUUGUGGAGUUUCAAUCUGAAGAUGUUGCCAAGAUAGUGGCUGAAACGAUGCACAACUACCUCUUCGGCGAAAGACUCCUAGUUUGUCGUUUUAUGCCACCAGAAAAAGUACAUAAAGAUCUUUUUAAAGGUUGGCAAGUUCCAUUUCAUCAUCCAGUAUACCCCGCAGUGAAACGGUAUAAUCACAAUCGGACACUGGUACAGAAGUUACGCAUGGAAGAUCGAUUUAAGAAGAAAGAAAAAUUACUCAGGAAGAAAUUAAUUGCGAAAGGAAUUGAUUAUAAUUUUCCUUCAUUGGUUUUGUCUACUAAGAAAAAAGAGGUUUCGGACAAAAAAGAGGUUUCCACCAAAAAGAAAAAGGCUUCAGGCAUACCUAAGAAGAAGAAGAAAAGGGUUUCAGAGGACUCUCCGGUCACUCCCGACAAGACUGUGGACAGCCAGAGUGCCACACCGGUCUGCACACCAACAUUUUUGGAGAAACGAAAAUCUGAAGUUGCUGAAAUGAAUGAUGAUAAAGAUGAUGAAAUAGUCUUCAAAGAGCCUGUGUCCAGUGUAAAAGAGAUACAAGAGACUCCAACGCCCACUCGUUCAGGAAAAAAAAGACAAAGGCGAAGGAAAAGCAAACAGUGAUAUGAAUGUAUUAUGUGCAGCGUAUCUUACCAAAAAAUGUGAUUUAUUGUAAGGACUGACUACUGUGCUAUACUGGAUAAACCAACUCAAAGAAUAACGGGACUUUCAAAGGAAAAAUGUACUGGUUGUUCAAGGUCAGUAAGAGAAGCAGUCAGUAAUUUUGGUUCGUCUGCCCUUGCUGACUGGUUGGGGUAUACCACAGCCUGCAGUGGCUGAGCUUGCAGUGCCUUUGUCCCGCUCUCCUACUUUUCUGUUCAUACUGUUUUUAGCACCCCUUUGUGUACCCUGCCUAAAUAUCACUAUUAACUGCAGGUUUAAGUACUCAAGUGUUGUGGCCUUUUGCCACAAGCAAAUAAAGAUUGCUUGACCAACUGCA